UGCGACCUGGGGCCGUAUAAAUAGACAGAGACACGGCGGGGAUGGAGGGAGUUUGGUGUCGCUUCCGGUGGGCAUUGUAGGUUGCUUCCCCGUGCCGAGCAGGGAAAGAAAAAGGGAUUCAGCGUUAGGGUUUAGGCGCGUCGGCGGUUAGGAGAUGGUGGCCGACAAGGGGAAGAAAUCGAAGGUCGCGGAUCCCGGAGCCGAGGGGGCGGAACCCGAGCAGCACAUCGAUGGUGAGCUCGUCCUUUCCAUCGAGAAGCUCCAGGAGAUCCAAGACGAGCUCGAGAGGGUCAAUGAGGAAGCAAGUGAUAAAGUUUUUGAAGUGGAACAGAAAUACAAUGAGAUACGCAGACCUGUGUUUGUCAGGCGGGCUGAAAUUAUCCAACAUAUCCCUGACUUUUGGUUAACUGCGUUCUUGAGUCAUCCUGCUCUUGGUGAUCUACUAACUGAGAAGGACCAAGAGAUUUUCAAGUUCUUGCAUUCAUUAGAUGUCGAAGAUUUUAAGGAUGUGAAGACAGGCUAUUCAAUUACAUUUAACUUCUCCAAUAACCCAUACUUUGAGGACACAAAACUGACAAAGACAUAUUCAUUCAAUGAUGAAGGAACAACCAAUGUAACUGGUACGACAAUUAAGUGGAAGGACGGCAUGGAACAUAUUGCCAAUGGUGAUGCUCAUGAGAAGAAGGGGAACAAGCGACCCUUUGCCGAGGAGAGUUUCUUCAGUUGGUUCAGUGAAAAUCAGCAAAAGGACUUCUCAGAAGGAGUUAUGGAUGAGGUGGCCGAGAUAAUCAAGGAAGACUUGUGGCCCAAUCCUUUAAAAUACUUUAACAAUGAAGCUGAUGAGGAGGAUUUUGAUGGAGAUGAAGACGAUGACGAGGAAACUGAUGAGGAUGGUGAGCCAGAGGACGAUGAAGAUGAAGAAUGAGAUCCAAGCUGAAACCAACUCUAGUUGUGUGCACUUUGGCUUCUACAACUCUCUCAUAGGACAAGCAGGUCGAGGCUUAUAGGUAGUGAAGAGGUGGAAUGCUUUCUAGCUGUAGUCGCUUGAAGGAUUAUAGUACGAGGUCAAGAAUUGUACUGGUAGCUGUCACUCAUAUUCAACUCAACUCUUUUAGGACCCAUGAUUUUUGUAGCAAUUUCACAUGAUAUUUUUCUUAAUCUGUUCAAUCAUAUAUUAUCACUCAA
Molecule: messenger RNA, 1185 nt
Organism: Musa acuminata AAA Group (dessert banana)
Lineage: Eukaryota; Viridiplantae; Streptophyta; Magnoliopsida; Zingiberales; Musaceae
Product: NAP1-related protein 2-like
Exons: 10
Coding region: 155-925 (256 amino acids)
Biological process (GO): nucleosome assembly
Cellular component (GO): nucleus; chromatin
Molecular function (GO): chromatin binding; histone binding
Source: RefSeq, a predicted model, not a curated record